Molecule: messenger RNA, 1979 nt
Organism: Cryptomeria japonica (Japanese cedar)
Lineage: Eukaryota; Viridiplantae; Streptophyta; Pinopsida; Cupressales; Cupressaceae
Product: aldehyde dehydrogenase 1
Exons: 10
Coding region: 352-1893 (513 amino acids)
Molecular function (GO): aldehyde dehydrogenase (NAD+) activity
Source: RefSeq, a predicted model, not a curated record
GUAUUCAACAGCAUGCCAAAAAGCAAGAGAAAUGUUUUGAAUGUGCAGGACAACAGGAUUUGUCAAGGAAUAUGUAGCAAACUUUAGUUUUUAAUUGCUUUUAGGUAAUGUUGAGUUAGAUAUUGAGAAUAUAAAACUGGAAAUCAUUUGAAAAUACCAAUAAGAUAUUUGAAAUAUGAAGUGGGCGUUUCCACCUCUUAGCUGUGGAAUAUUUGGUGCUGGCCAAUGGGCCAGUCAUCGGCCUGUCAUGUAUAUGUUUGUUUUUGCAUAAAAGUAGAUGUUAUGCUUAGCUUUUCCUAAGCCUGCUAGGGAUUUCGGUUUGUAUAGAGAAGGAAAUAACUAAACUAGCUCAUGGCGUCCCCUAUAUCUGAUGAUUCAGAAACAUGGGCUUGGAAGCUGGUGAUGGAGGAUGGAGGACCCAUUAAAGCUCCAGUGACAGUGAAAUACACAAAGCUCUUCAUCAAUGGAGAGUUUGUGGAUUCAGUUUCAGGGAAAACAUUUGAGACCUUUGAUCCAAGAACAGAGGAAACUAUAACGAGUGUAUCAGAAGCUACCAGUGAGGAUGUUGAUUUGGCUGUGAAAGCAGCCCGGGCUGCCUUUGAUCAUGGCCCAUGGCCUCGCAUGUCAGGCCAGGAAAGAGGCCGCAUACUGCACAAAUAUGCAGAUCUGCUUCUCCAACAUUUAGAUGAAAUUGCAGCAUUGGAGACAUGGGAUAGUGGAAAACCUUUGGAUAUGGUUAAGAUGGGGGAUGUGCCCACCUCUGCUAACAUUAUGCGAUACUAUGCUGGCUAUGCUGAUAAAAUUCAUGGUCUGACAUUGAAGAUGAGUGGGCAGUACCAGGGAUAUACAUUGCAUGAACCCAUCGGAGUGUGUGGUCAGAUUAUACCCUGGAACUAUCCUCUCCUCAUGUUUUUCUCUAAGAUCAGUCCUGCUUUAGCCUGUGGAUGCACAGUGGUUAUCAAAUCUGCAGAGCAGACCCCCUUAACUGCACUUUACUGUGCUCAUUUGUCCAGAGAGGUUGGAAUACCACCCGGUGUUCUAAAUGUGCUCUCUGGCUUUGGAGAAACUACAGGUGCAACCAUUAGCAAACAUAUGGAUAUUGAUAAGAUUGCAUUUACAGGGUCCACUGAAGUGGGGAGAUUGGUGAUGGAGGCAGCUGGAAGGAGCAACUUGAAGGAUGUCACAUUAGAACUUGGUGGAAAAUCACCUCUUAUUAUCAUGGAUGAUUUUGAUAUUGAUGAAGCCAUAAAUAUUGCCCAUCGUGCUGCAUAUGUAAAUAUGGGACAAAUAUGUAUGGCAGGUUCAAGGGUCUUUGUUCAAGAGACUGUGUAUGAUGAAUUUGUGAAGAAAAUCAUAAAACGAGUUCAAAAACAAGUGGUGGGCGAUCCAUUUAAGGAAGGAGUUCAACAUGGUCCCCAGAUUGAAAAGGUACAAUUUGAAAAAAUAUUGAAAUACAUUCAAUAUGGCAAAGAAGAUGGAGCUAAAUUGCUCAUAGGUGGCAAUUCUUUGGGUGAAAAAGGAUUCUAUAUUGAACCUACCAUAUUUGCUGAUGUUGAGGAUAAUAUGAGAAUUGCACAAGAAGAGAUAUUUGGCCCAAUUAUGUCCAUUUUAAAAUUCAAGACUAUAGAAGAAGUAAUAGAAAGAGGGAACAAAACAAUAUAUGGUCUAGUAGCUGGAGUUCUCACUAACAACAUAAAUACGGCUAAUAGAAUUGCUAGAUCUCUUCGUGCUGGAAGAGUAUGGAUUAACAGUUUUUAUGCAAGUAGUCCAGAUUGUCCAUUAGGAGGUUAUAAAAUGAGCGGAAUUGGGAGAGAGCUUGGCCUUAAAGGCCUUGAAAGUUAUUUACAAGUCAAGUGUGUUAUUACUCCACUUCAAGAGUCGCCAUGGUUAUGAUAAACCCACCAGAUCUAUAUUAUAAUAUUCUCUCGUAUUCAAUUAAAAAUUAUUAUAUUUUAAUAUAUUUUAUCAAUUUGAAUUUA